Molecule: messenger RNA, 3400 nt
Organism: Rubroshorea leprosula
Lineage: Eukaryota; Viridiplantae; Streptophyta; Magnoliopsida; Malvales; Dipterocarpaceae
Source: the annotation of a GenBank genome assembly
UACCUACUUUCUAUUGUUUGGCCGAUUGAAUUUCUUUUCCUCCUUCUAAGAAAGAUGGGAAGGUUAAUAUGGUUUUCCCAAAUCCUUUGCCUUUGCUUCAUUUUGUUACAUUUUCAUGCCCAAUGCUCAUCACUUUCUCCCAAUUCACCAGCACAUUUGUGCCGUCCACAAGAGCACUUUGCGUUGCUUGAUUUCAAGACCACUAUUUUUGUGAGAAACUGUACUGGAUAUGUUCGUUAUACAAUACAAAGUUGGAACGAAAGUAUAGACUGCUGCUUGUGGGAGGGCAUCACAUGCAACAAGAUGACAGGUCAUGUGGUUGGCCUUAAUCUUAGUGAGAAUUGUAUUGCUGCCAAUAUAACUUCAAAUAGCAGUCUUUUCCUCCUCAAGAAACUGCAGAGUCUCAACCUUGGUGGAAACUAUUUUAGUUACCCCAACAUUUCAUUUGGGUUUCAAAGUUGGAAGAGUUUGAUAUAUCUUAACCUCACAGACACAGGAUUAAUCCAUAGCUCCCUCCUGUUUGAGAUCUCCUUGCUAUCAAAAUUGGUUUCACUCGAUCUCUCAAAUAAUCAUGAUUUGCUUCUUGACAACACAAAGUUUCAAUUGCUUGUGCAUAACUUGACAGAAUUAAGAUUUCUUUUCCUUGAUUUUGUGAAUAUGUCUUUGGUUGUGCCUUCUUCUCUGCUGAACUUGACUUCCUCUUUGGAGCAAUUGAGCCUUGGAGAUUGUAGUUUGCAAGGAAACUUGCCAAGAGAAGUUUUUCAACUUCCAUCUCUCCAGCUUCUUGAUUUAAGACAAAACUCUGAUUUAGGAGGUAAUUUGCCUGAGUCAAAUUGGAGUAGUCCUCUCAAGUAUUUGUCUCUCAGAAACACAAGCUUCUCAGGAGAGUUGCCUCAUUCAAUCGGAAAUCUUAAACUCUUGGAGGAAUUAGACAUUUUUUGUUGCCAAUUUUAUGGAUCAAUUCCUAGAUCUCUUCCAAAUCUUACAUACAUAACCUCCCUAGAUUUUUCUUUCAACCAUUUGCAAGGGCAGAUUCCAGAUGUUUUUGAAAAAAUGCACAAGCUAACUAAUUUGAGGUUUAGUGCAAACAAUUUUGGUGGUGAAAUGCCUGCAUCAAUCUUCAACCUCACCCAUCUUACUUUUUUGUCAUUGUCAUCAAAUAAGCUAAUAGGGCCUCUUCCUCACAAUAUUAGUGGACUCUCAUCUCUACCUCAUUUUUAUAUGGAUAAUAAUCUUAUCACAGGUCAAGUACCAUCUUGGUUGUUUUCAUUGCCUUCUUUAUACUAUUUAGAUCUCAGAAACAACAAACUUACAGGUCCUAUUGCUCAUAUUGAGAUGCCUAAUCUCAUUUUAGAAGAAGUCUAUUUGUCUAACAAUGAGAUAAGUGGUUCAAUCCCUAGCUCAUUCUUUGAUCUUGUGAGUCUUAGAAAAAUCGACCUUUCUUCAAAUAAUUUAAGUGGCACCAUUACCCCUAACAUGCUUGCAAAGCUUGUAAACCUUGUGAACCUUGAUGUUUCCAAAAAUAGUUUGCUAUCUUUGACCAAUAAUGACACUGUUGUCAACUAUACCCUCCCUGCCUUCUCUAACCUUGUGUCUUUAAGAUUCUCCUCUUGCAACAUACACAAGUUCCCAAGUUUCUUAAGGAAGGUAGCAUUUUUGCCAUUAUUGGAUCUUUCCAAGAACAAGAUUUUUGGUCAAAUUCACAAAUGGGAAAUAGAGGGGAUGUCAGUGGUCAAUUUAGACCUUUCUUAUAACUUCUUGACUGGCAUAGAUUUAUUUGCUUUUGAAUAUCUUUGCGUAGUUGAUCUUAGUUCCAACUUACUGCAAGGAUCACUUCCCAUUCUAUCAACAGCUUGGUAUUUGCAAAUUCUCUUCAUUUCAGGGAAUAAUUUGACUGGUGAAAUCCCAUCUUCUUAUUGCAAUUUCACUUCUUUUAUAGUUCUGGACUUGGCUACUAAUAGUUUGGGAGGUAAAAUUCCAAAAUGUUUUGGAGACUUUAAAGAUCUCUCUGUCUUGGAUCUGCGGUUCAAUCAGUUUCAUGGUAGAAUCCCAAAUUUAUUUGUCAAUAAUAGUUGGUUGAGAACCCUUAACCUAAAUGGAAACCAGUUGGAAAGGGGAUUGCCAUCAUCUUUGGUUAAUUGUAGUUCCUUGGAAGUUCUAGAUGUGGGGAACAACUACUUGUAUGACACCUUUCCACAUUGGUUAGGUGUUCUUCCAAGACUACAAGUUCUCAUCCUUCAAUCUAAUCAAUUUCAUGGUGCCAUUAGCAAUUCUAUGCCAGCAUUUUACUUCCCUGAGUUGAGAAUCAUUGAUGUCUCGCAAAAUGAUUUCAUGGGUCUCCUACCCAGUAACUAUUUCAAAAUUUUGAAAGGUAGUACAAAUGUACAUGGAGAUGAAGCCAAAUUGGAAUAUAUUGGUGAUUCUUUAAUUUAUUAUGAGGAUUCUGUGAAGGUAGUUUUGAAGGGUUUAGAGGUGGAGCUUGUAAGGAUCUUGACAAUGUUCACGACUUUUGAUUUCUCAAGCAAUCAAUUUCAUGGACUGAUUCCUGAAGAGCUAGGAGAACUAAAUUCACUUUUAUCACUAAACUUGUCUCACAACCGUCUCAUUGGUCAUAUUCCAUCAUCCUUGGGGAAAAUGGCAGGACUUGAAUCACUAGAUCUCUCAUCAAACAAGCUUGAUGGUAGGAUUCCUGAGCAAUUGACAAAUUUGACAUUCCUUUCAAUUUUGAAUCUCUCGCACAAUGAACUUGUGGGCAAUAUUCCUCAAGGGAGGCAGUUCAAUACUUUCUCAAAUGAUUCCUACAUUGGGAACCCUGGGUUGUGUGGAUUACCAUUGACAAAGAAAUGCCACAACAAGGAAGAACCAAGAGCACCCCCAUCAAAAUUUGAUAAAGAAGAUGACUCCCCCAUACUCUUUAAUUGGAAGUUUGCAUUGGCAGGCUAUGGGUGUGGACUAGUGUUGGGACUUACUAUGGGAUACAUUGCAUUCACAACAGCAAAACCAUGGUGGGUGGUGAAGAAGGUGGAGAAAUAUCAAGAGAAAUUUGUUGGAAGGUGCAACUGUAGGUGUGCAAGCAAGUGUAUCUGACUUCCUACUUCCAGAAGUUCGGGCAACAAAUAAUGUGUGCAAAUAUAAACUUUGUUUCGCAUUGUUUCUUGAGUUUGUUUGUUUACAUCUUUCAUAUGUUUGUUGUUGAUAUAUAGUUGCAACAUCCAUCUACUUUGAGUAUUGUAUGAAUUUGUGUUGUUUUCUUUUGAAUUUGAUCUAUCUGCUUUGCCCACAGUUCUCAUGUAUUUUCUUACUGUAAUUUCUGUUGAUUUGUCUCUUCAUAUCAUAUUUCUCUCUUCCUUUGGUUUGGUUUGGAACGGUGCCUUCUAUUGAAUAAAAAUGAAAAUUUCUU